GCGGGGACAGUCAGCGAUGAAGGCAUAGCCGUUUUGCUCAAAGAUGGCGACUUCGCCAAAUAAGAUGAGAAUGACUGAAUCCAUGGAAAAUAAUAAUGUCAUCAUAUCCCAGCGUGAGGAGAGUGACAUAAGUUUAACUUUGGCAGAAAAGAAUCGUACAGGAACAUCUGGGAAAUUAGAUGAUACAUCUGCGCGGGGAAAUAAACAAUCCAAGCCUGUUGUUAAUAAUGAACAAAAAGGAAUUGAAGUGGAACAUCAAGGAGAAAACAUUGAAAACGAAAAAUGUCAUAAUGAAAGUGAUAAAAAGCAAGGGGCAAGUGGAAGUACAAACGUCUGUGAAGAAGGAAAACAGAAAUUUUGGGACGAACUGAGAAAGCAAGUUGAAUGUGGUGAAAACAAAGAAGAUCGUUGGAAGAAGACAAUUCUUUGGCGUGCUUUUCAGUUUAGUCCAGUAGAUCAAAAAAUUGUUAAAUAUUUAGUUGACCAUGGAGCAGACAUUUAUUCCCAGAACGAAGAAGGUGAAACAGUUCUUUGCAACGCGACAAGAAAUGGUUUACUUGAUCUUGUUAAGUAUUUUGUGCAAUAUGGCCCUGAACAUAAUUUUCAAGAUGAUUGCAGAGCUCUCCAAAGUGCAAUACAGUCUCGAUCAUUAGAAAUUGUGAAAUAUUUCGUUCAAAAGGGCGCCAAUGUAAAUGGAAAGGAUUCUGAUGCGGAGACCGUGCUGCAUUUUGCAGUUAGUAAAGGUACGCUAGAAAUGGUAAAAUACCUCGUUGAAAAUGGUGCUGAUUAUACUGAUGGAUGGACAGUAUUGCACUAUGCUGUUAGCGAAGGUACACUAGAAAUGAUAAAAUAUCUUGUUGAGAAGGGAGCUGAUGUAAAAGGUAAAAAUACUGACGGAAGGACAGUACUGCACACUUCUGUUACUAAAGGUAAGCCAGAUAUAGUGAAAUACCUUGUUGAAAACGGGGCUGAUGUAAAUAGCACGGAUUUUGACGAGAGGUCAGUUCUACACAGCGCUGUUACUGAAAGUAAGCUAGAUGUGGUAAAAUACCUUGUUGAACAUGGGGCUGAUGUAAAUGGUAAAGAUACUAAUGGGGACACAGUGCUGCAUUUUGCAGUUAGUGAAGGUACGCUUGAAAUGGUAAAAUAUCUUGUUGAAAAUAACGCUGAUGUAAAUGGAAUUGAUACUGAUGGGUGGACAUAUACUGAUGGAUGGACAGUAUUGCACUAUGCUGUUAGCAAAGGUACACUAGAAAUGGUAAAAUAUCUUGUUGAAAAGGGAGCUGAAGUAAAAGGUAAAAAUACUGACGGAAAGACAGUACUGCACACUGCUGUUACUAAAAGUACGCUGGAUAUAGUGAAAUAUCUUGUUGAAAAAGGCGCUGCUGUGAAUGCCAUUAACAGGAAAAAUACUAACGGGUCGACAGUGCUGCACAGUGCUGUUGCUAAAGGUAAGCUUGAAAUAGUGAAAUAUCUUGUUGAAAACGGCGCUGAUGUAAAUAGACCGGAUAUUGACGGGUUGACAGUUCUACACACAGCUGUUAGUAAAGGUACGCUGGGUAUAGUGAAAUAUCUUGUUGAAAAAGGCGCAGCUGUGAAUGCCAUUAACAGCAAAAAUGCUGACGGGUCGACAGUGCUGCACAGUGCUGUUGCUAAAGGUAAGCCAGAAAUAGUGAAAUAUCUUGUUGAAAACGGCGCUGAUGUAAAUAGCACGGAUAUUGACGGAAAGACAGUUCUACACAGUGCUGUUACUGGAAGUAAGCUUGAUAUGGUAAAAUAUCUUGUUGAACAUGGGGCUGAUGUAAAUGGCAAGGAUCCUGAUAAAUGGAGAGUGCUUCACAGUGCUGUUACUGAAGGUACGCUAGAAAUGGUAAGUUUCCUUGUUGAAAAUGGUGCUGAUGUAAAUGGCAAGGAUAGUAACGGGUGGACAGUGUUGCACAGUGCUGUUGCUAAAGGAGCACACGAAACGGUAAAAUAUCUCAUUGGAAAGGGUGCUGAUGUAAAUGGCAAGUAUAUUGACGGAUGGUCUGUCCUGCACUACGCUGUUUCUAAAGGUACGCUAGAAAUGGUACACUAG
Molecule: messenger RNA, 2077 nt
Organism: Dendronephthya gigantea
Lineage: Eukaryota; Metazoa; Cnidaria; Anthozoa; Malacalcyonacea; Nephtheidae
Product: putative ankyrin repeat protein RF_0381
Exons: 6
Coding region: 44-2077 (677 amino acids)
Biological process (GO): protein localization to ciliary inversin compartment
Cellular component (GO): ciliary inversin compartment
Molecular function (GO): protein binding
Source: RefSeq, a predicted model, not a curated record